Messenger RNA from Pongo pygmaeus (Bornean orangutan), 10531 nucleotides. RefSeq names its product histone deacetylase 4 (gene HDAC4). The transcript is spliced from 26 exons. Gene Ontology annotation, biological process: negative regulation of transcription by RNA polymerase II. NCBI's taxonomy places the organism in Eukaryota, Metazoa, Chordata, Mammalia, Primates, Hominidae. Gene Ontology annotation, molecular function: histone deacetylase activity. Bases 2941 to 6129 code for a protein of 1062 amino acids. The record is from RefSeq and is a predicted model, not a curated record.
UUUUUUUUUUUUUUUUUUUUUUGAGAUGGAGUCUUGCUCUUUCGCUCAGGCUGGAGUGCAGUGGCGCUAUCUCAGCUCACUGCAAGCUCCGUCUCCUGGGUUCACACCAUUCUCCUGCCUCAGCCUCCCGAGUAGCUGGGACUACAGGCGCCCGCCACCACGCCUGGCUAAUUUUUUGUAUUUUUAAUAGAGACGGGGUUUCACCGUGUUAGCCAGAAUGGUCUCAAUCUCCUGACCUCGUGAUCCGUCCGCCUUCACCUUCCAAAGUGCUGGGAUUACAGGCGUGAGCCACUGCGCCUGGCCGCAAGCUAAUCUUAUGAAGCUCAGAGUAUCUUGAUUUUAGAACCUGUAAGAGACAAUAAUAAAGCAAACGUUAUAAGCACAUUUUGUUUGUAAACAUAGGUUUAAAGACCCUGAAUAGAAUAUUGAGGGAAAGAAAAUAACAGUACAUUAUAUAGUUAUUCGUUAUCAAAGGUUUUAUUACAGGACAGUUGUUAUACAAGGAAAGCGGUAUAAAUCGUAUAAAUAUGAGAGAAUGUUUUGAAAAAUAAAAGAGAUUAGAUAAAAUAAUUAUUUCAGUUUUCUUAAUUGAUUUUAAAAUACCCAAGUUGGAGAGAAUAUGUAGUUCUUACAAGUUGGGGAUCAUUUGAAAGCAAAAGUGAAUCUUUUUCAUGGUUGGAAAACUGUAGAGGCCUUGUCUUAACAAGAUCUGUGUUCUGAGGUUGAGCUUACGGUAGCACAUGUGUUCAGUAUGGCCUGAGAUGUCAGCAGUUUCAUUAAGAUGGGAAGAACCAAAAUAAAUUCACAUAAAAAGACUCAAAAAGAUUCAGAAAAUUUUAUAGAUUAUCAGAAACCCACUAGAAUCAGUGUAUUUUGUAUUUGCCAAUAAUUAAUAGCUAGAAAAGUUCAACAGCAAAAUAGUUUUGAUUAAAAUACAUAUUUUUACUUAACAGAAGAGUCCUAUCAAUUUCCUUAUUUCCAUAUUUGGCAAAUUUAGAUUUACCUAUGUUAUUUGUCACCGGCUGGUGGAGAUCAGCAUUCCAUUCUCUGUAAUUCCUUCUAAAUUUGUUUGUUUGUUUGAUUUAUCACUUUUCUUUUUGUGUGUUUUUUGAGACGAAGUCUCACUCUUGUUCCCCAGGCUGGAGUGCAAUGGUGUGAUCUCGACUCACUGCACCCUCUGCCUCCCAGGUUCAAGCGAUUCUCCUGCCUCAGCCUCCCAAGUAGCUGGGAUUACAGGCACCUCCCACCACGCUGGCUAACUUUUGUAUUUUAAGUAGAGACGGGGCUUCACCAUGUUGGCCAGGCUGGUCUUGAACUUCUGACCUCAGGUGAUCUGCCUGCUUCGGCCUCCCAAAGUGCUGGAAUUACAGGUGAUUUAUCACUUUCUCAGCUCCCUUAGUCAUUCUCUUUUUAUCCCCUCCGCACGCAUUUAUUUUAAAUUUUAAUUAUAAAUCUCUAGUUAAAGAAUUAAUACAUAGACCUUAUCUGCAUCAUUUAAAGAAAUACAAUAGCAGUGUGCUCUGUGAGACAGAGACCAUUACAAGGACAUUUACAUGUUUGCUUUUCAUGCUGUUGUUUCCAAAAAAAAGUUUUAUCAUACAUGCACGUGUUCCUAAACAAUAUGAUUUUAGUUUUAUGUUUUUGGACUUUAUGUAAAUAGAAUUAUGCUAUAUGUUUUCUAUUUCAUGAGUUCUUUUUCAGGCAGGACUGUUUUCGAGAACCAUGUUUCUGCCUGUAGCUGUCAGUGACUGGUGUUCAUUAGUGUCUUGCAUUCAGUUUUGUGAAUUUUCACAACUUUGAUUCAUGUUCAGAUGUGGCUGCUCUCAAACAUGAUGUUGUGGACAUUCUUUUGUGUGUUUUCUGGCACACGCAAACUUGGGCCUUUGCCAGGUCCCUGCCUGGGAAUGGGAGUGCCGGGUCACGGGUAAGCCACUUCUAACUCUGCGUGACCUCCAGCACGGCCACACCCUCUUACACAUAGUGCCAGUGUCUUCAGGCUGACCAGGGCGCCUUGCUCGGUCCCGGGAGGUGGCCCUCGCCUGGCCUGUGCCUGACCGCCAGCCUGUUGUGGCUGUCAGUGUCUUCUGACAUGGGGCACCCAUUUUUCUGUUUGUUGUUGGUUUUGUUUUCUUAAUGAUUUGCAGAAUUGAUACAUCUGGGUGUGUACGGCUUCCUUCCAGCAGCUAACGGGAGGCUGCGGCCGUGUGCUGCCUUCAUCAUCACAGCUUCCUACGGCCACUGCUCCUUAAAGUUUCCUAUAUGUGGAUAUUACUUGCUUGCUGUUUCUUGUUGAAUAUCAGAUAUUCUGGUUUUUUGCUCUUACUUUUCUUCUGGAAGUAAUAUCCUUUAGAAAUUCCCGCAGAAGUUCCGUUUUUUGUUCCUCUGCAAGUUGCCUCCUUUCCCCUUCAUUGUUGAAUGAUCCUUCACAGAAGACAGUGCUGGGGAGGCAGCUGCUCUUCCCCAGGGCUCUGAGGAUGUGAUUGGUUCACUCAGUUCCAAUGUAGCUGUUCCGUUCCUUGGCAGGAAUCUGUUGUGUCUCUCUAGGUGUUUUGUGGUCUUUGUGUUCUACCUUUUUGUAAGCGUUUUCACUUACCCCUGUUGAUAUUUUUUUGGACUUCCUGAAUCUGAAGAUUAGUGUCUUCCAAUAAUAAUGGGGAAUUUUAUUCCUUAACUUUUUUCUUUUUAACUUAAAAUUUUGCUGUAAUUUCAAACUUAAAGAAAAUCAGCAAAAAAUAGUCCAAAGAAUUACUGUUUAUUUAUAUGCAUCCUUUUUUUUUUUCAGAAUCAUUUGAAAGUUAGUGGUAGAUGUGAUGCCUUCCCCCAACUAAUAAUCCAGGCCAUGUUGCCUCAGAUAAGCGUGGUCACUCUUCAGCUACAUACAAUGGACUUUCUGGCCGAGACCAGCCAGUGGAGCUGCUGAAUCCUGCCCGCGUGAACCACAUGCCCAGCACGGUGGAUGUGGCCACGGCGCUGCCUCUGCAAGUGGCCCCCUCGGCAGUGCCCAUGGACCUGCGCCUGGACCACCAGUUCUCACUGCCUGUGGCAGAGCCGGCCCUGCGGGAGCAGCAGCUGCAGCAGGAGCUCCUGGCGCUCAAGCAGAAGCAGCAGAUCCAGAGGCAGAUCCUCAUCGCCGAGUUCCAGAGACAGCACGAGCAGCUCUCCCGGCAGCACGAGGCGCAGCUCCACGAGCACAUCAAGCAACAGCAGGAGAUGCUGGCCAUGAAGCACCAGCAGGAGCUGCUGGAACACCAGCGGAAGCUGGAGAGGCACCGCCAGGAGCAGGAGCUGGAGAAGCAGCACCGGGAGCAGAAGCUGCAGCAGCUCAAGAACAAGGAGAAGGGCAAAGAGAGUGCCGUGGCCAGCACGGAAGUGAAGAUGAAGUUACAAGAAUUUGUCCUCAAUAAAAAGAAGGCGCUGGCCCACCGGAAUCUGAACCACUGCAUUUCCAGCGACCCUCGCUACUGGUACGGGAAAACGCAGCACAGUUCCCUUGACCAGAGUUCUCCACCCCAGAGCGGAGUGUCGACCUCCUAUAACCACCCGGUCCUGGGAAUGUACGACGCCAAAGAUGACUUCCCUCUUAGGAAAACAGCUUCUGAACCGAAUCUGAAAUUACGGUCCAGGCUAAAGCAGAAAGUGGCCGAAAGACGGAGCAGCCCCCUGUUACGCAGGAAAGACGGGCCAGUGGUCACUGCUCUAAAAAAGCGUCCGUUGGAUGUCACAGACUCCGCGUGCAGCAGCGCCCCAGGCUCCGGACCCAGCUCACCCAACAACAGCUCCGGGAGCGUCAGCGCGGAGAACGGUAUCACGCCCACCGUCCCCAGCAUCCCGGCGGAGACGAGUUUGGCGCACAGACUUGUGGCGCGAGAAGGCUCGGCCGCUCCACUUCCCCUCUACACAUCGCCAUCCCUGCCCAACAUCACACUGGGCCUGCCUGCCACCGGCCCUUCCGCUGGCACAGCGGGCCAGCAGGACGCCGAGAGACUCGCCCUUCCCGCCCUCCAGCAGAGGCUCUCCCUUUUCCCCGGCACCCACCUCACUCCCUACCUGAGCACCUCGCCCUUGGAGCGGGAUGGAGGGGCAGCGCACAGCCCUCUUCUGCAGCACAUGGUCUUACUGGAGCAGCCGCCGGCACAAGCGCCCCUCGUCACAGACUGGUAUCUUUCAGGCCUGGGAGCACUGCCCCUCCACGCACAGUCCUUGGUUGGUGCAGACCGGGUGUCCCCCUCCAUCCACAAGCUGCGGCAGCACCGCCCGCUGGGGCGGACCCAGUCGGCCCCACUGCCCCAGAACGCCCAGGCUCUGCAGCACCUGGUCAUCCAGCAGCAACAUCAGCAGUUUCUGGAGAAACACAAGCAGCAGUUCCAGCAGCAGCAACUGCACAUGAACAAGAUCAUCCCCAAGCCAAGCGAGCCAGCCCGGCAGCCAGAGAGCCACCCGGAGGAGACGGAGGAGGAGCUCCGUGAGCACCAGGCUCUGCUGGACGAGCCCUACCUGGACCGGCUGCCGGGGCAGAAGGAGGCGCACGCACCGGCCGGCGUGCAGGUGAAGCAGGAGCCCAUUGAAAGCGAUGACGAAGAGGCGGAGCCCCCGCGGGAGGUGGAGCCCGGCCAACGCCAGCCCAGUGAGCAGGAGCUGCUCUUCAGACAGCAAGCCCUCCUGCUGGAGCAGCAGCGGAUCCACCAGCUGAGGAACUACCAGGCAUCCAUGGAGGCCGCCGGCAUCCCCGUGUCCUUCGGCGGCCACAGGCCUCUGUCCCGGGCGCAGUCCUCACCCGCAUCUGCCACCUUCCCCGUGUCUGUGCAGGAGCCCCCCACCAAGCCGAGGUUCACGACAGGCCUCGUGUAUGACACGCUGAUGCUGAAGCACCAGUGCACCUGCGGGAGCAGCAGCAGCCACCCCGAGCACGCCGGGAGGAUCCAGAGCAUCUGGUCCCGCCUGCAGGAGACAGGCCUCCGGGGCAAAUGUGAGUGCAUCCGCGGACGAAAGGCCACCCUGGAGGAGCUGCAGACGGUGCACUCGGAAGCCCACACCCUCCUGUACGGCACGAACCCCCUCAACCGGCAGAAACUGGACAGUAAGAAACUUCUAGGCUCCCUGGCCUCCGUGUUCGUCCGGCUCCCCUGCGGUGGUGUUGGGGUGGACAGUGACACCAUAUGGAACGAGGUGCACUCGGCGGGGGCAGCCCGCCUGGCUGUGGGCUGUGUGGUAGAGCUGGUCUUCAAGGUGGCCACGGGGGAGCUGAAGAAUGGCUUUGCUGUGGUCCGCCCCCCUGGACACCAUGCGGAGGAGAGCACACCCAUGGGCUUUUGCUACUUCAACUCCGUGGCCGUGGCAGCCAAGCUUCUGCAGCAGAGGUUGAGUGUGAGCAAGAUCCUCAUCGUGGACUGGGACGUGCAUCAUGGAAACGGGACCCAGCAGGCUUUCUACAGUGACCCCAGCGUCCUGUACGUGUCCCUCCACCGCUACGACGAUGGGAACUUCUUCCCAGGCAGCGGGGCUCCUGAUGAGGUGGGCACAGGGCCCGGCGUGGGUUUCAACAUCAACAUGGCUUUCACCGGCGGCCUGGACCCCCCCAUGGGAGACGCUGAGUACUUGGCGGCCUUCAGAACGGUGGUCAUGCCAAUCGCCAGCGAGUUUGCCCCGGACGUGGUGCUGGUGUCAUCAGGCUUCGAUGCUGUGGAGGGCCACCCCACACCUCUCGGGGGCUACAACCUCUCCGCCAGAUGCUUCGGGUACCUGACGAAGCAGCUGAUGGGCCUGGCUGGCGGCCGGAUCGUCCUGGCCCUCGAGGGAGGCCACGACCUGACCGCCAUUUGCGACGCCUCCGAAGCAUGUGUUUCUGCCUUGCUGGGAAAUGAGCUUGAUCCUCUCCCAGAAAAGGUUUUACAGCAAAGACCCAAUGCAAACGCUGUCCGCUCCAUGGAGAAAGUCAUGGAGAUCCACAGCAAGUACUGGCGCUGCCUCCAGCGCGCAACCUCCACAGCGGGGCGUUCUCUGAUCGAGGCUCAGACUUGCGAGAACGAAGAAGCCGAGACGGUCACCGCCAUGGCCUCGCUGUCUGUGGGCGUGAAGCCCGCCGAAAAGAGACCAGACGAGGAGCCCAUGGAAGAGGAGCCGCCCCUGUAGCACUCCCUCGAAGCUGCUGUUCUCUUGUCUGUCUGUCUCUGUCUUGAAGCUCAGCCAAGAAACUUUCCCGUGUCACGCCUGCGUCCCACCGUGGGGCUCUCUUGGAGCACCCAGGGACACCCGGCAUGCAACAGCCCACGGGAAGCCUUUCUGCCGCCCAGGCCCACAGGUCUCGAGAUGCACAUGCACGCCUGGGCGUGGCAGCCUCACAGGGAACACGGGACAGACGCCGGCGACGCGCAGACACACGGACAUGCGGAAGCCAAGCACACUCUGGCGGGUCCCGCGAGGGACGCCGUGGAAGAAAGAAGCCUGUGGCAACAGGCGGCCGAGCUGCCGAAUUCAGUUGACACGAGGCACAGAAAACAAAUAUCAAAGAUCUAAUAAUACAAAACAAACUUGAUUAAAACUGGUGCUUAAAGUUUGAUUAUUACCCACAACUCCACAGUCUGUGUAAACCACUCGACUCAUCUUGUAGCUUAUUUUUUUUUAAAGAGGACAUUUUCUACGGCUGUGGCCUGCCUCUGUGAACCAUAGCGGUGUGCGGUGGGGGGUCUGCACCCGGGUGGGGGACAGGGACCUUUAAAGAAAACAAAACUGGACAGAAACAGGAAUGUGAGCCUGGGGGAGCUGGCUUGAGUUUCUCAAAAGCCAUCGGAAGAUGCGAGUUUGUGCCUUUUUUUUAUUGCUCUGGUGGAUUUUUGUGGCUGGGUUUUCUGAAGUCUGAGGAACAAUGCCUUAAGAAAAAACAAACAGCAGGAAUCGGUGGGACAGUUUCCUGUGGCCAGUCGAGCCUGGCAGUGCUGGCACCGCGAGCUGGCCUGACGCCUCAACCACGGGCACCAGCCGUCAUCUCCGGGGCCAGGGGCUGCAGCCCGGUGGUCCCUGUUUUGCUUUAUUGCUGUUUAAGAAAAAUGGAGGUAGUUCCAAAAAAGUGGCAAAUCCCGUUGGAGGUUUUGAAGUCCAACAAAUUUUAAACGAAUCCAAAGUGUUCUCACACGUCACAUAACGAUUGAGCAUCUCCAUCUGGUCGUGAAGCAUGUGGUAGGCACACUUGCAGUGUUACGAUCGGAAUGCUUUUUAUUAAAAGCAAGUAGCAUGAAGUAUUGCUUAAAUUUUAGGUAUAAAUAAAUAUAUAUAUGUAUAAUAUAUAUUCCAAUGUAUUCCAAGCUAAGAAACUUGAUUCUUAUGAAAUCUUGAUAAAAUAUUUAUAAUGCAUUUAUAGAAAAAGUAUAUAUAUAUAUAAAAUUAAUGCAGAUUGUGAAGGUCCCUGCAAAUGGAUGGCUUGUGAAUUUGCUCUCAAGGUGCUUAUGGAAAGGGAUCCUGAUUGAAAUUCAUGUUUUCUCAAGCUCCAGAUUGGCUAGAUUUCAGAUCGCCAACACAUUCGCCACUGGGCAACUACCCUACAAGUUUGUACUUUCAUUUUAAUUAUUUUCUAACAGAACCCCUCCCGUCUCCAAGCCUUCAUGCACAUAUGUACCUAAUGAGUUUUUAUAGCAAAGAGUAUAAAUUUGCUGUUGAUUUUUGUAUGAAUUUUUUCACAAAAAGAUCCUGAAUAAGCAUUGUUUUAUGAAUUUUACAUUUUUCCUCACCAUUUAGCAAUUUUCUGAAUGGUAAUAAUGUCUAAAUCUUUUUCCUUUCUGAAUUCUUGCUUGUACAUUUUUUUUUUUUACCUUUCAAAGGUUUUUAAUUGUUUUUAUUUUUGUAUGAUGAGUUUUCUGCAGAGUACGGAAUUGUUGCUGUCAGAGUUUAUUUUCAGAAAGUGAGAGGAGGGACCGUAGGUCUUUUCGGAGUGACACCAACGAUUGUGUCUUUCCUGGUCUGUCCUAGGAGCUGUAUAAAGAAGCCCAGGGGCUCUUUUUAACCUUCAACACUAGUAGUAUUACGAGGGGUGGUGUAUUUUUCCCCUCCGUGGCAAGGGCAGGGAGGGUCGCUUAGGAUGCCCGGCCACCCUGGGAGGUUUGCCAGAUGCCGGGGGCAGUCAGCAUUAAUGAAACUCAUGUUUAAACUUCUCUGACCACAUCGUCAGGAUAGAACUCUAACUUCGGUUUUCCAAAGACCUUUUGAGCAUGUCAGCAAUGCAUGGGGCACACGUGAGGCUCUUUACCCACUUGGGUUUUUCCACUGCAGCCACAUGGCCAGCCCUGGAUUUUGGAGCCUGUGGCUGCAAGGAACCCAGGGACCCUUGUUGCCUGGUGAACCUGCAGGGAGGGUAUGAUUUCCUGACCAGGACAGCCAGUCUUUACUCUUUUUCUCUUCAACAGUAACUGACAGUCACGUUUUACUGGUAACUUAUUUUCCAGCACAUGAAGCCACCAGUUUCAUUCCAAAGUGUAUUGGGUUCAGACUUGUGGGCAGAAGUUCAGACACACCGUGCUCAGGAGGGACCCAGAGCCGAGUUUCAGAGUUUGGUAGAGUUUACAGGGUAGCUUCUGAAAUUAACUCAAACUUUUGACCAAAUGAGUGUAGAUUCUUGGAUUCACUUGGUCAUUGGGCUGCUGAUGGUCAGCUCUGAGACAGUGGUUUGAGAGCAGGCAGAACGGUCUUGGGACUUGUUUGACUUUCCCCUCCCUCGUGGCCACUCUUUGCUCUGAAGCCCAGAUUGGCAAGAGGAGCUGGUCCAUUCCCCAUUCAUGGCACAGAGCAGUGGCAGGGCCCAGCUAGCUGGCUCUUCCGGCCUCCUUGGCCUCAUUCUCUGCACAGCCCUCUGGGGAUCCUGCCACCUGCCCUCUUACCCCGCCAUGGCGUAUGGGGAGGAAUGCAUCAUCUCACUUUUUUUUUUAAGCAGAUGAUGGGAUAACAUGGACUGCUCAGUGGCCAGGUUAUCACUGGGGGGACUUAAUUCUAAUCUCAUUCAAAUGGAGACACCCUCUGCAAAGGCCUGGCAGGGGGAGGCACGUUUCAUCUGUCAGCUCACUCCAGCUUCACAAAUGUGCUGAGAGCAUUACUGUGUAGCCUUUUCUUUGAAGACACACUCGGCCCUUCUCCACAGCAAGCAUCCAGGGCAGAUGGCAGAGGAUCUGCCUCAGCGUCUGCAGGCGGAACCACGUCAGGGAGGGUUCCUUCAUGUGUUCUCCCUGUGGGUCCUUGGACCUUUAGCCUUUUUCUUCCUUUGCAAAGGCCUUGGGGGCACUGGCUGGGAGUCAGCAAGCGAGCACUUUAUAUCCCUUUGAGGGAAACCCUGAUGACGCCACCGGGCCUCUUGGCGUCUGCCCUGCCCUCGCGGCUUCCCGCCAUGCCGCAGUGUGCCCGCGUGCCCACGCCCCACCAGCAGGCGGCUGUCCCGGAGGCCGUGGCCCGCUGGGACUGGCCGCCCCUCCGCAGCGUCCCAGGGCUCCGGUUCUGGAGGGCCACUUUGUCAAGGUGUUUCAGUUUUUCUUUACUUCUUUUGAAAAUCUGUUUGCAAGGGGAAGGACCAUUUCAUAAUGGUCUGACACAAAAGCAAGUUUGAUUUUUGCAGCACUAGCAACGGACUUUGUUGUUUUUCUUUUUGAUCAGAACAUUCCUUCUUUACUGGUCACAGCCAUGUGCUCAUUCCAUUCUUCUUUUUGUAGACUUUGGGCCCACGUGUUUUAUGGGCAUUGAUACAUAUAUAAAUAUAUAGAUAUAAAUAUAUAUGAAUAUAUUUUUUUAAGUUUCCUACACCUGGAGGUUGCAUGGACUGUACGACCGGCAUGUCUUUAUAUUGUAUACAGAUUUUGCACGCCAAACUCGGCAGCUUUGGGGAAGAAGAAAAAUGCCUUUCUGUUCCCCUCUCAUGACAUUUGCAGAUACAAAAGAUGGAAAUUUUUCUGUAAAACAAAACCUUGAAGGAGAGGACGGGGGGAAGUUUGCGUCUUAUUGAACUUAUUCUUAAGAAAUUGUACUUUUUAUUGUAAGAAAAAUAAAAAGGACUACUUAAACAUUUGUCAUAUUAAGAAAAAAAGUUUAUCUAGCACUUGUGACAUACCAAUAAUAGAGUUUAUUGUAUUUAUGUGGAAACAGUGUUUUAGGGAAACUACUCAGAAUUCAAAGUGAACUGCCUGUCUCUCUCGAGUUGAUUUGGAGGAAUUUUGUUUUGUUUUGUUUUGUUUGUUUCCUUUUAUCUCCUUCCACGGGCCAGGCGAGCACCGCCCACCCUCACUGGCCUCGUGACAGUUUAUUCUGAUUGAGAACCGGGCGGACUCGAAAGAGUCCCCUUUUCCGCACAGCUGUGUUGACUUUUUAAUUACUUUUAGGUGAUGUAUGGCUAAGAUUUCACUUUAAGCAGUCGUGAACUGUGCGAGCACUGGUUUAAAAUUAUACUUUGCAUCGAAAGGAAACCAUUUCUUCAUUGUAACGAAGCUGAGCUUGUUCUUAGCUCGGCCUCACUUUGUCUCUGGCAUUGAUUAAAAGUCUCCUAUUGAAAGAAAAAGAAAGCGAA